AUGGCAACAGAAACCGUACCGAACCAUGCCAAGACCGAGACAGAGCCAACUGAGUUCAAGAAGAAUCAGAAACGGUACCAAGACCUGAUCUCCACGUUUCCUCACGUGGAAGGCUGGUGGCCGAAAGAGCCCCUGAUUGGGUACGGUGGUCACUGCUACCCAAAGACAGGUACCACUUGGCUUAAAUCACUAGCAUUCGCAAUAGCUAACCGGUCUCGCUUCGAAGACGAUUCCACAAACCCUAUCCUCAAAAGUAACUCUCAUGAGCUCGUUCCUUUCCUCGAGGUGAAGUUCUCUUUUUACCCUCACAUUGGUGUUAUCAAAGAUAAAGGGAACACUCUUUUCGCAACUCAUUUGCCACAUGAGUUAUUACCCGAUUCGGUUGUGAAGUGGGGUUGUAAGAUGGUCUACAUCUGGAGAGACCCAAAGGACAGUUUCAUCUCCUUGUGGCAUUUCUCCCAGAAGAAAAGGUCAGAAAGUGGGGUACUCAAGGGUAUUGAGGAGUGUUUUGAUAUGUUCUGUAAAGGUUUAUCUGUGUACGGUCCUUAUCUUGAUCAUGUCUUGGGAUAUUGGAAAGCUCACCAAGAGAAUCCAAAUCAGAUUUUGUUCCUUAAGUACGAGACUUUGAGUGCUGAUCCUUUGCCUCAUGUGAAGAGAUUGGCUGAGUUCAUGGGUUAUGGAUUCACAGCUGAGGAAGAGAAAAAUGGAGUUGUUGAGAAAGUAGUGAACCUUUGCAGCUUCGAGACGGUGAAGAAUCUUGAAGUUAACAAAGGAGAUGAUAAAGAGAGAGAAGAUCAUCCUUCUCCUUUUCCAAAUAGCGCGUAUUUCAGGAAAGGAAAGAUCGGAGACUGGGAAAAUUAUCUGACUCCAGACAUGGCAGCUCGUAUGGAUGGGUUAAUGCAAGAGAAAUUCAAGGGUACUGGUUUGCUUGAAAAUGGUCACUAA
Molecule: messenger RNA, 945 nt
Organism: Eruca vesicaria subsp. sativa (arugula)
Lineage: Eukaryota; Viridiplantae; Streptophyta; Magnoliopsida; Brassicales; Brassicaceae
Source: the annotation of a GenBank genome assembly